AUGCGCUUUAGGGAUAUCAACAAGGGGUUCAUCGCCGGGAUAUCAGCAAGGGAUUCAACCUUUACCAUUCGGAAGAAACGGUCUGAGGAGCGGCGGCGUAUCACAACAGCAGCGGAUUCGGAAGAAACGGUUCGAAGAAGCGGACUUCGCAGCAGCGGCGGACUUUGGAAAUGGAGCAGCGGUAUUUGGCAACAGCAGCGGUAUUUUGAAGUGUUCGACUCAGAGAUAAAUCUAUAG
This is a messenger RNA of Gongylonema pulchrum, 237 nucleotides long. The record is from the annotation of a GenBank genome assembly. Lineage: Eukaryota; Metazoa; Nematoda; Chromadorea; Rhabditida; Gongylonematidae.